Wasmannia auropunctata (little fire ant) is the source of this 830-nucleotide messenger RNA. Its product is annotated as proteasome subunit beta type-2-like. The coding region runs from base 144 to 767 and encodes 207 amino acids. Gene Ontology annotation, biological process: proteasomal protein catabolic process. The record is from RefSeq and is a predicted model, not a curated record. The transcript has 3 exons. Lineage: Eukaryota; Metazoa; Arthropoda; Insecta; Hymenoptera; Formicidae. Gene Ontology annotation, cellular component: proteasome core complex.
UGAACCAGCCCUUACGGUAGUUACGACAGGUUAAGAUGUGACUUGAUCAAAUCCAAAUCGAAAGGUUAACUUGUCGUGACAGGCAUUUUCGCUGGUUUGUCGAUUACAUCUUUUGAGACUGCGGAUACAAUCGUAUCACGAAAAUGGAGUGCUUAAUUGGUAUUCAGUGCAAAGAUUUUGUGUUAGUUGCGGCGGAUAUGACAACCACACAGUCUAUUAUAGUUAUGAAAAGCGAUGAACACAAAAUUCAUAAGAUUUCGAACAAGCUCGUUAUGGCAAUAUCUGGAGAAUCAGGUGAUACAACGCAGUUUUCAGAAUAUAUUGGGAAAAAUAUUCAGUUAUACAAGAUGCGAAACGGCUAUGAAUUAUCUCCUAAAGCUGCGGCUUGUUUCACAAGGAGAAAUUUAGCUGAUUAUCUCAGAAGUAGGACUCCAUACUUUGUCAAUAUGCUAUUGGCCGGAUAUGAUGAUGAUUCAGGACCAGAAUUGUACUUUAUCGAUUACUUAGCAUCCUGCGUAAAAGUUCCUUAUGCGACUCAUGGAUAUGGUGGGAUGUUUUCUAUGUCUGUUUUAGACAGAUAUCACAAAUACGAUUGUACUGAAGAAGAGGCGUAUGCAUUAUUAAAGAAAUGCGUUCGAGAAAUUCAGAAGCGAUUAAUUGUUAAUUUGCCAAAUUUUAAAGUUCAAAAGAUAUCCAAGGAUGGAAUCAAAGAUAUGCAACCAAUCACAGCUGAAAACUUGGCUGUGGAAAGUGCUGCUAAAGCAUAAAAGAAACAUUUACUUCUAUAUUUUGUGGUAGACAAGAUAUAAAAUUCCAUUAUAGAAAUAAAA